Drosophila eugracilis is the source of this 1430-nucleotide messenger RNA. RefSeq lists its product as uncharacterized. The transcript is spliced from 2 exons. NCBI's taxonomy places the organism in Eukaryota, Metazoa, Arthropoda, Insecta, Diptera, Drosophilidae. The record is from RefSeq and is a predicted model, not a curated record. The coding region runs from base 99 to 1349 and encodes 416 amino acids.
UUCGUUCAGUAUUUGUGGCUUAACAUGUACAAAAUUCAGAUAUCCCAAAGUUAGCCGCUUUAGGUGGUAAACAUUGGGACCAAGUCGGAGUGUUAAAGAUGUUCUGCACAGAGAGCUGUGAGCAUGGAUGCAAUGCAACAUCCUCUGGAAGAUUGCUCUCCAGCGGAAAUGAAAAUGCCUCGCAGCCACCGCAGUUCAAUAUGUGCUGUGCCCCACAGUCGAGCAACGAUGUGGCGAGCAAGUGCGAGAUGGAGCCACCGCGGGUGGGAAUGUGCUUGGUCACCGAAUGUCCAGAGGGUCUGAACAUUGAUUGCAACGUGCCUUUGCCCAACUCCUUUAAUUUGGACGAGUACAGGAAUCAGAUGAUUUGCUCUAGUUGUUGCCAGUUCAGUGGUGGCUUCGUGGAUAGUUAUGGCCCGCCACAGCAGGGGGCAAUCAGUACCAGUCCGAAUUCAAAUCAAAAUCAAAAUCCGAAGCCCAGUCCUAACCAGUCGCCUGCUUGCAGCUUUCAGUGUCAGUGCUCAAACAUUGGAGGAGCUUGCUCCGGGUAUGAUUCGCUCUCAGCUUCUAAGGCUCCCAUGUGUCCUUUGCCAACACCAACAAUGACUCAACGGCAAGAAGCACCGGUGAUGGCUAUGGCCCCACAAACUCGAGGACCUGCUUUAAUGCCGCAAAUUUUUUGCCUGUCAUCACCCAUUUCAGAUGGCGGCUUGUAUCAGCCGGAUCAUGCUCCUAUUUAUUUAUGCAGCCUGAUCCCAGUUUCUCAAUCUUGGAAUGUGUUGCCACUGCUCCAAGCGCAGCAAUUGCCUCAGCGGCAGUUGAUGACGAAUCCUGCACAGGAUUCACAGCUGCCGGCGCAGCAAUUGUUGCGAUGUGACAUGCCCUUCACCCGCCUGCUCGCCGAACUUCGAAGAGAUCGGGAAAGGUCAGGUUGCGAGUUCCAGAUCCCACAGCCGUUGGCUAUCCAACUUUAUGCGCCCACGGUAAAGUUUGUGGAUCAAGCACAACCGAGUCCCGUGAAGGCGGAGACCCGUGAUCCACUAGAAACUCAUUGUGCCCCACCAACAACUCCGCAUCCAUCAAGACCAAGAGCAUCGUCCUCCUCCGUCGGUUUGUCCAGAGCUCGUUCAGACAGCCCGAAGCCCAGUCGAUCCUGUAUCCGGAAUAAGGAUAUGUGGGCAAGUGGUGGUCCAACUACUAGCCACACCCCGUAUCCUUCGGCCGCCCAACAUGGAGCUGGCAAUGUGUGCAUGAAGUGCGGCAAUUGCUGGCACUGUCCGCGAUGCAAUUGCUCGAAUUGCUUCUGGCAUCCCGGCUUGGGGCGAACUCCUCCGAGAGAAAGUAGAUAAAACAUUAGAAUUCAUCACCCGAAGAAAGUAAUAUUUGUAACUAAUAAAUAAUAUAAUAAAAAGUAAAAUUAGAAACUCUAA